GAGAGCGAAGCACUGGGCUAAAGAAGGUUCCUCUUGCACAGCCUGUCAGGGCCCAGGGUCCGGCCUGGGUGGGUGGGGUGUGUGUUGAAGGGGGUGCAUGGAGAAGGACAUCUGGCUUCCUUUCCUGUAGUGGAGGCUCAGGGCUGGGGCAGCGGAUCCAAGGGACAGGCUGACCAUGGAAGAUGGUGUGAAUGGGAGCAGUGAAGCCCCUCCUGGAUCUCAAGUAACUUUCAAGGCUGGUUGGCUGAAGAAAAACAGUGGAGGUAUUCUAGGUUCUUGGAAAGAUCGCUACAUUUGUUUGCAUAAAACCCAGCUGCUGGUGUGUGAGAAUGAGGAUGAACAGAAAUGUAUCGAGACUGUGGAGCUUGGCAGCUAUGACCGAUGUCAGGUUCAGAAUGCCUUCCUUAAACGCAAGAGACACUUUUCUCUCAUACCAACUCUGGGAAGCAAGGGGCAAGAUGUAAAAUUUCAAGCCAGAAAUGCAGAAGAGAGGGACGCAUGGAUCCAAGCAUUGAAUGAGGGAGUCAACCGAGGCAAAAAUAAAAUCUUAGAUGAGGUGAAGGUGGACGACAGUUGUUUACUGGAGCAUGUGACCAGAGACAGAGCAAACAAGGGAGCGGCGAAGAGAAGACCACCAACCAGAGUCCACCUCAAAGAGGUGGCCCAAGCAGCCUCAGACGGGUCUUCAAGGUUAGACUUAGAUGCUUUGGAUAGUGGUGUUUCAAGAGCAGUGGCUUCCAUCCCGGAGGAUAAAGAACCUCAACAAGAGAAGGAACCUGUAAAAAUUCCUAUGCCACCUUCAAAAAUAUGUCCUUCCACUUCCAAAGAUAAACUAAAUACAGACACAACAGACACUGGUGCAGAAAAUGCUCAUCCACCAUCUCCUCCUCCAAAAGGUCUCAAGGAAAGUGUCUAUGCAAGGGAGAAGCUGCUAUCACAAGAGGUAGAAGAGAACAAAGAUGAAGUUAACCCUGGAAGUAGCAGCAGAGAAAAUAAUGAAGAGGUUAUAAAUACCCCUCCCAAACCUCCACCUAAGAUUUUAUCAGACAAAAUGAAGAUUAAGUGGGUAGGAUCUGCUUCUGAUCUACCAGAAGAUGAAAUCAAACCAGCUGAGAAAGGAAGCAAAGAUAAUUUGAUGGAAUCUGAUUCUGAGAAGCUCAGAAAGUUACCAAGUCCUCACUUAAAAAUCAAAACUACUGAGAUGAAAACACAUGACCUGAAUAGCCUUACUUCUAACCUCGACCCAGAGAGACAUGAAGAGACUUCUAAUCUAGAUGAAAAAAUUCUUGAACACGGAGAAAAGACAAAUGAGCUCUGCAAGGAAACAAAUGCAGAAAAGGUACCUGGAAAUAUAAAAGAAAGCUCAAAAGAAGAGUUCAUAGAGCAUCAAAUAAUGAAAGAAGAAAAAGAUGGUGACAUACAGGACACCAAAGACAUACCUAAAGAAUCAGAGAUGGGAAAGCCAAAAUUACUGCUAACACCAUCUCCCAUUGUAUCUGUAGCAACAGAAAUUAACUGCCUUGCUAAAAAACUAAGGUCUUCUUCAAUGGGAGAUCUCCUAUCAGAAGACAGUGAUAUCAGAUCAGAACAGGAAGGCACCUUCUUACAUCUCACUAAGGAUCCUCUGCACCAAGUAGAGAUAAGGCUGGCCCGUGGAAGAGAGAAAACAGAGACUCUUUUGAACCGGGUUCAGCAGGGGGAAUUGGGGGACAGUAUUGAAGGGAAUGGACCAGAGGUCAAUGCAGAAACCCUUCUGAAUGAGGCCGUAAAACAGCUAAGAGAAGCUUCAGAGGCACUGCAGGUGCUAAAGGAGUCCAGCAAAUCACCAGAUAUUUCUAAUGCAGAGAGAAAGGAUAAUAAAGAUCUAGUGACUUUGUACAGAAGAAGUAUGCCAUAACAUCCUCUGUUUUUUUACUCCUUAAACUGAGAUAUUAAACUGCUUCAGCACUUUACCUGAUAUAUUUUUCCCUUUUAGCUUUGCACCUUAUUUUUCUUUGUACAUAUCUACGAUGAUAAUAUUCAUCAUUUGGAUCAGUGUUAUUACAACUGAUGCUUCUGUUAAUGGCAAUCCUCUUAAGCACUUCAUAGCAUUAGCCAUAUGAUGAUACGUUAUCCCUGCUUAUGCAACAGUUGAAAACGAAAAGCGAGCAAACUUUGCACAGAAACUUUUAAAGGUCUUUGCAUUCGUUGGGCAUUCACCGCAUUUGAAGAACAAACAUGAAAUCUAUAUAUUAUUAUUUUUUUUUUGCAAAAUAUCAUAGACUUUAAUAACAUAAUAUAUUGUAAUUUGAUGUUAUACUUUAAACCCAUGCAAGAUUAUUUGAGAAAAAAAAUAUUUAUAUUUUAACCAAGAACAGAGAAUUCUAUAAAACAUGUUUUUAUAUUCUUCUAACAAAGGUGUGAGUGGGAGGUAAUAUAGAUAGUAUCUUAUAGGUCUGAGCCCUGAAAUGCUCCAGUUUUGAGAUGUAUAUUAUUUAAUGCCUUUGCUUCCAGACUCCUUGUCAGCCUUCUCCCUCCUACAAUGCCUCCAACAGCUGUUUGAUUCUGUGCAAUAGAACUACCGUCCUGGAAUUUAAAUUGCUUCAGCUUGUAAAUCAGUGUAGAGUAUGACUAUUCAUUUCCACUAACCAAACAUAUUCUACUGAAAUCAAGCUUCUUCCCACAUGUAAUAUUGAUUAAGAAGUCUGAGACUUUCUUCCUGUUUAGUGAACAAAUAAAUAUAAUGACUUCUGAUGGUUCCCUCCUAAUGGACCAACACCAUGAACAACUGCACAGUUCUAAAUAGUCAUCUCAAGCAGACCAGUGUAUAACCUGUUUUUUGUACUUUUUAUAGAAUCUACAGCUUGUUUAAAUAAAUAAAAUGACUUAAAUUGACAAA
Bombina bombina (fire-bellied toad) is the source of this 2878-nucleotide messenger RNA. It is a transcript of the gene PLEKHO2, whose product is annotated as pleckstrin homology domain containing O2. The record is from RefSeq and is a predicted model, not a curated record. The coding region runs from base 176 to 1897 and encodes 573 amino acids. The transcript has 6 exons. NCBI's taxonomy places the organism in Eukaryota, Metazoa, Chordata, Amphibia, Anura, Bombinatoridae. Gene Ontology annotation, biological process: macrophage apoptotic process.